Molecule: messenger RNA, 1308 nt
Organism: Thrips palmi
Lineage: Eukaryota; Metazoa; Arthropoda; Insecta; Thysanoptera; Thripidae
Exons: 2
Coding region: 1-1308 (435 amino acids)
Source: RefSeq, a predicted model, not a curated record
AUGCUGAAGGACGUCGAGUGCAUCGAGCGCAGCCUGCUGUCUGACUGGCAGAAACUCGACGCGCUGCGCACGUUCGUCGUCCCCCAGGUGCAGUUCAGCCUCCUGACGGCCAGGGUCAAGAAGGAGGCCUUCGCCGAGCUGGACCGCGAGCUGAAGCGCGUCGCCAAGGACGCCAUGCACCUGCCGCAGCGCGCCAGCGCCGAGCCCGUCUUCCUGCCGCCGCACAAGGGCGGCGCCAACAUCCUUCCCCUCGGCGACCUCGCGGACGUCGGCGCCGUCGUGCACGCCUUCAAGGUGCUGACGUGCCCCGACCCCGUCGUCAGGACCGUCGCCGUGGCCAGCGCCAAGAGGACCGCCGGCCGCCUGCUGGGCCGCGAGGCCUCCGACGAGGACCUCGCCGCCGUGCUGUCCGGCGCCCCCACCCCCAAGGGCGUCCACAACGCGUCGAACAUCUGGUCGGCGGCGCGGAACGCCUCGCGCCGGCUGGCCGCCAAGAUCGUCGACUUCAGGUGGGGCUGGAGCCCCACGCUGGACCGCCUGCAGGUGCACGUGCCGUUCCCCGGCAGGGAGGUGGAGGGCGCCAUCGUGGACGCCGCCUCCCGCCACCUCCUACACCACAAGAUUCGCCAGGGCCUCCAGCACCGCCACCUACUCAACCUCAUCGCCAAGCCGGACCAGGGCAAGGUGUACGAGGCCGCGUCCCGCGACCCCGCCUCCAACCACUUCCACGGCGCGGGUCAGUCCAUGCGGGCGUGCGGCCACCCCGACGAGACCACCGCCCACGUGCUGAACCACUGCUUCGCGCGCCACUCCAUCGCCAUCAACAACCGGCACCGCGCCGUGCUGCGGAACGUCGUGGAGGCCCUGCCCGAGCCCGUCCGCCGCAACGCCAAGCUGGAGAGGACCGUCGCGGGCUCCGGGUCCGACGACAAGCCCGACCUGGUCGUCAUCGACGAGGGCCUGCGGACGGCGGUCAUCGUCGACGUCUGCUGCCCGUUCGACAAGCGCUACCACGCCCUGGAGGUCGCGCGCCGCUACAAGGAGACCAAGUACCAGCACCUCGUGGACCACCUGCGGGGCCGCGGCUUCGCGGCGUCGGCGCACGCCAUCGUCGUGGGCAGCCUGGGCAGCUGGGACCCGGCCAACGACGCGGUUCUGGCGCGGCGGCUCUUCAUCCUGCCGCACGCCAUCAAGAGCCUCAAGCGCAAGUGCGUCAGUGACGUCAUUCGCUGGUCGCGCGACCUGUACGUCGAGCACGUCUCGCAGAAGCGGCAGUUCAGCGAGAACGUCACGCUGCCCGCGCUGUGA